Molecule: messenger RNA, 975 nt
Organism: Pseudo-nitzschia multistriata
Lineage: Eukaryota; Bacillariophyta; Bacillariophyceae; Bacillariales; Bacillariaceae
Source: the annotation of a GenBank genome assembly
ACCAUGCUCUUCCGAACAACGACAGCAGCCGCAAGAACCGCAGUAGCAGCAGCAGCAGCAAGAACAGCAACAACGAGAACAACGGCAAUGCGACCCCCCUUCCCCUCGCGGUUGCGGCAGCACCGUUCGUACACCAUCCCCGUCGUGCUGGAGAGCGGGGCCACCGGGGAGCGGUCCUUCGACAUCUAUUCCCGGCUGCUCCGGGAGCGCAUCGUCUGCGUCCACGGCGAGGUCACGGACCAGAUGGCCUCGGUGGUGACGGCCCAGCUCCUCUUUCUGGAGGCGGAGGACCCCGACUCGCCCCUCUACAUGUACAUCAACAGCCCGGGGGGGAGCGUCACCGCCGGGAUGGCCAUGUACGACACGAUGCAGUACAUCCGGCCCAAGGUCCACACCAUCGCCAUGGGCCAGGCCGCCUCGAUGGGCUCCCUCCUCCUGGCCGGCGGGUCCAGGGGCUGCCGCUGCGCCCUUCCCAACGCCACCAUCAUGCUGCACCAGCCCAGCGGGGGGGCCCAGGGGAUGGCCUCGGACAUUCAGAUCCGGGCCCAGGAACUCCUGCGGCUGCGGUCCCGUCUCAACGACCUCUACGUCUACCACACGGCCAAGGGGAGGGACCACCGGCGGAAGCAGCAGCAGCAGGACCCCGACGCCGGCGCCGCCCCCGUCGGGACCACCGAUCCGGUCGAGCUCCUCAAGGAGGUCGAGGCCGUCAUGGACCGCGACACCUUCAUGACGGCGGACCAGGCGAGGGACUUUGGGAUCGUGGACGAGAUCCUGAUCAAGCGGGAACGGAACGAGGACGACGASGAGGAGGASGACGACGAGCCACCGAUCCGAUAGGUGCAGCGGGCAGCGGGACCGAAAAAAGAGCGCGGUGCACCGGUGGGCGAGGGCCGAGAGGUUCCCUUUUUUUGGGGGGGCACACAAACCUGCGUAGCGAAUCAUAACCUAGUACAGUAAAAACUACAAGCAUAC